This is a messenger RNA of Cynocephalus volans (Philippine flying lemur), 1251 nucleotides long. RefSeq names its product spermatogenesis and oogenesis specific basic helix-loop-helix 1 (gene SOHLH1). Gene Ontology annotation, cellular component: nucleus. The coding region runs from base 1 to 1251 and encodes 416 amino acids. NCBI's taxonomy places the organism in Eukaryota, Metazoa, Chordata, Mammalia, Dermoptera, Cynocephalidae. The record is from RefSeq and is a predicted model, not a curated record. Gene Ontology annotation, molecular function: DNA-binding transcription factor activity, RNA polymerase II-specific; protein dimerization activity; RNA polymerase II cis-regulatory region sequence-specific DNA binding. The transcript is spliced from 10 exons. Gene Ontology annotation, biological process: spermatogenesis; regulation of DNA-templated transcription.
AUGGAGUCCCCGGGGCUGGAGAUUGGGGUCGCACGUGCCCCUGCCUCCGAGGGAGGCUGCGGCUCUUCCCAGCCUGGUGCCCUGUCCUGCUGGGAGGACCCCGCCCAGGGCUCGGGCCUGGUCACGGCCCCUCCGGAGGCGCAGAGUCUGGGCUCCGGCCUCCCAAGGAACGUGAUCAGCGAGCGGGAGCGCAGGAAGCGGAUUUCGGUGAGCUGCGAGCGCCUGCGGGACCUGCUGCCCCAGUUCGAUGGCCGGCGGGAGGACAUGGUCUCGGUCCUGGAGAUGGCGGUGCAGUAUCUCCGGCUCGCCCACGCCCUGGUGCCUGGCCACGGACGGCGCACUGUUCUUGCUUCCUCUGAAGAGACUUGGCAGGCAUGGCAGAAGAAUGUUCUGCAAGUGGUCCUGUCCAGUCAGGUUCCAGCAGGCAGGCCAGAUUCCGGGACAGGAGUGUCUGGGGUGACUCUGCAGCAGGACCCCCUGAGCUGUGCAACCCCGGGUAUGGAUGAACGCGAGGGCCGGUCGCAGUUGUCUGAAGUGCUGGACAGGCCGUCUGCCCUUCCUGGACAGGGCCCCUACAACUCCUUCACCUGGGUCUCCGUGGGUCCCUGGGUCUGCAGGAAGUGUGGGGACGUAGAAGGACUUGGCUCUGUCCUGGUUCCCCAGCUGACCACUUCUGCGUUCAGCUGCCGGCAGUGGCACUGCUUUGUGCUUCCUUGCGCCCCCCUGCAGGACACAGAGCCUGUCAGCCUGGCGCCCUGGUCUCCAGCCUCGAGUCUCUCCAAGGUGCAGAGGCUGCCUUCGCUGUGGCCUUCCUACCCGCGGCCGCUGACCUCCCCCGACAUGAGCUCCAGCGAGGCGGCUCCCAGCUGGCUGGGCCCGGCUGGGCCCGUGGGUGGGGCCGCCGCACCUGUGACAGGGCCGGCUGCGGAGUCCGAGGGGACUCUGACACCUGUGCUGGGUGACAGGUCUGCAUGGGGAUCUGACGUGGAGGAUGGGACGUCCUUGCUGACUGCCAGUCCCGAGUGGUUGCUGGGGUCCCUGGAGAGCAGAGGAGAUGGUGCCCCUGCCUGGGCCCCAGCCAGGAGCAGCUCUCCGGACAGGGCAGAGACGAACUUCGUGGGCGACUCCCAGCCUGCCUCCCAGGAGCUGCAGGACAGUCCCCUGGAGCCGUGGGGCUCGGACGCAGGCCGCGUGGGCCUGAGCCUGAGGGACGAGGUGGACAGCCUCUUCCCUGACUUCUUUGCCUGCUAG